GACCCACAGUGCUGACACCGACACAUCGAGAGCACAGAGACCGACAGACGCCUCUCAGCGGCGGGGAUGUGACAGAGAGAGGCUCGGAGGAGACGGAGGGUUUUAACAGAGAAUGCCACAGCAAGCGAACACGCCGCCUGCGUUAGCUAACCAUUGUACUCAGCUAGCUGUAACAUUUAAAGCGAGUAGCAGUGAGUCGUGAUUGUCUUCUUCUUUUUUUUUUUGCAAAACAAUCAUCCUGCGUUAAACAUCCUCCAGCCAGCAUGCCUUCCACCCAGAACCUUCAGUCCAGCGUCAUGCCCUUUUCUGAAACAAGCAUAGGUUCCUUUAAGAGGAGGAAGAGGAAAUCCAUUAUAGUGACGGUGUUGCUCCUCAUUGUGUCUGUGCUCAUCCUCAUCUUCGGCCUGGCAGCAACCACUAGGACGCAGAACAUCACAGUGGGCGGCUACUACCCUGGAGUCAUACUGGGCUUUGGCUCUUUUCUGGGAAUCAUCGGCGCUCAUUUGAUAGACAACAAGAGGCAGAUGUUAGUGGCGUCUAUUGUCUUCAUCAGUUUCGGGGUAGUGGCCGCCUUCUGCUGUGCUAUUGUUGACGGAGUGUUUGUUGCCAGGCACAUUGACCUCAGGCCUCUGUACGCCGGCCGCUGUGAGUUUCACUCCAGUGAGACUUCCUCUGAACGGGACGUGCCCUGUCAGACAUCCUCACGCUCACCCUGUAACCUGCAUGUGAAGGGCAACACGUGUUACUGCUGCGAGCUUUACAACUGCGGGAAACAACAUCCUCUUAUGGGACUUCAGAAUAAAGAUGUAUUGAAAAAGUUUAGGAAAUCAUCCAUGAUUUGGAACCGUGUUGAGCUGAUUGGAGGCUACCAUGAGUACACGGAUGUGAAGAGCUGCCAGGACGUGGUGUACCUCUAUCACCUGUUGUGGUCCGCUACAAUCCUCAACAUCAUGGCCCUCUUUCUGGGCAUCAUCACUGCUGCAGUGUUGGGAGGUUUCAAAGACAUGAUUCCUGCUCCUGGCUCAGAGUCUACAUCUGAACCUGAAGCCCUCACAGCUCCAGCUCCCUCACAGCCUCCUCCACCCACCACCUCCCUCAACUCAUACUACAACACUGCCCCCUGCCUGCCGCCUUACACCGCCUACGACCUGCAGGGCUCCUACCAGUUCCCCGACUCCUCCACCCUGUCGGAUGACUCCCAGUCUGGGGCCAGCCACCUGUGGCCGACAAUGGUCCCUCCACGAUACUCUCCUCCUCACACCCAUCCCGACGAGAAGCCCCCGCCCUACAGCCCGUAACACUCAUCCAGCAUAAAGAAGGCACCUGAAACGUUAUGGGGUGUUAUUCAGAUGCUGAUUGAGUGGCUUGAAUGCACAUUUCCUCUGGGCUUUUCCUCACAAUGUGUGUUGGAGGAAAGGCGGUGAGGAAGAGAAGAAAGCCACGGAGUCCAACACCAGGAGUGUUUGUCGCCCGGGUUGCACUCGCACAUCAAAAGACAACCGGUCCACAGCCAGGACUGUUUACACAUCUUUCUGCCUUAAUUCAAACGGGCUUCCAGCGCUGCAGCCCUGGGUCACUGGACUUAUUCUGUACUAUGUCAAGGUUCACUUCUCUUCAGGACAUAUUGUAAAUGCUUUCUGCCUCAAGUGGCACCAAUGAUAACAUGAUGAGAUAAGGACGGCCACGAAAUCAAACCCAAGAUACAUCUUUUGAUGUCUCCCCAGAAUACGAGUCGGCUAGAGAAUUAAAAAGUAUAGUAGCAGUAGUAGGACCGGGCAGUCUCUCCUUUAGCAGAUAAUUAGGCAAUGUUAGCAGCAAUGAAGGAACGACAUGCUUAUAAUGUAUGUACAGCAGUAUGAUCCUCGGAUGCAUUUCAGCAGUUCAGCUAUACAAACACAUUUAUCAACUCUUCAUUUUGUUACAAAAAUACCUUGAACCAUGUGUGGUGAAUUUCGCAGAGCAACGUUUAUGAAGAAACAAGCUAUUCUGCAAUAGGGCGGUCACAGUUACACUCCAAACUAUUUAUUCUAUUUUCACUAUAAGCUGCAAAGCAGAUAAGCGUAUAUUAUCUUGCGCCAUUUAAGUAGUUGUGAUAUCACAUCCGAGUUAAAAUGUGUCGUCUCCGUCAGGAAUAAACAGUAGGAAGGCCGAGCGGGAACAGUCGGUGCUGGAUUCACUGACAUGAGGGGAGAUCAUGAAAGGUCAAAGGACUGUUGUACUCUUGUAAACUUAGACAAUGUCAAUGAGACAGGUCUCCGUCAGCUGUUAUCACUGCUUUUUAUAAUUUAAAGAAAACACUCAGGGGCUGAUUGUCAGUUCCUUUUCAUCUUGCUAGUAAAAAUGUUUUGUGUAAUUCAAA
Eleginops maclovinus (Patagonian blennie) is the source of this 2359-nucleotide messenger RNA. RefSeq names its product transmembrane protein 255A (gene tmem255a). The transcript is spliced from 10 exons. The record is from RefSeq and is a predicted model, not a curated record. NCBI's taxonomy places the organism in Eukaryota, Metazoa, Chordata, Actinopteri, Perciformes, Eleginopidae. Bases 264 to 1298 code for a protein of 344 amino acids.